Molecule: messenger RNA, 2859 nt
Organism: Filobasidium floriforme
Lineage: Eukaryota; Fungi; Basidiomycota; Tremellomycetes; Filobasidiales; Filobasidiaceae
Exons: 9
Coding region: 192-2765 (857 amino acids)
Biological process (GO): adenylate cyclase-activating G protein-coupled receptor signaling pathway
Cellular component (GO): plasma membrane
Molecular function (GO): G protein-coupled receptor activity
Source: RefSeq, a predicted model, not a curated record
GGACGGGAUACAAACCAGGGAAGCGGACCGUCAGAGUAUAAUCCCCUGGCUUGAUACGACACCUACCGGCACACCGAAUCAGACGAUCAUACGCCGCAUCUUACCACCUUGCAUAGAUAGUCGGAACCAGCAGAUCGAACCGCCCAUGGCCUCGCAAGACCUCGCACGGACAACGUCUCUACCCCUUUACCAUGCCUGAUCGACCAAGAGCGUUCCGGAUAUCGCCAAUAUCGUCUUGGAAAACGAUGGUCAACCCGAUAGCGAUAGCUCCGUUCCUCUUCGCUCUGAUACCCGUUGCGGCUGCGCAGACGUCAAAUGCAGGAGGUGUCAGCACGGGGACUCCGGUCGAGGGAAGGGAAUGGAUCGUCAUUGUCGACAUCGUCAUCCUCGCGACGACUAUGGUCGGAGCGGCGGCGAUCCUGGGUAACAUGAUAUGGCGGGAGUUGUGGAAAAAACGAGCUUCUACCGUACGGAUGAGACUCGUCCAGGGUCUGGUGUUUAGCGAUCUGUUACUAGGAAUCUUCGGAAUGUGCACGAGCGCCGAAUUUCUUCGGGGCAAGAACCAUCCACACGGAUCGUCGUUCUGCGACGCUUUCGGGUUGCUUCUCGUCACAAUCCUAUGGACAGAACAUUUAUGGACGUUCGCUUUGGCUUUCGCGACAUACAUGAUUCUUAUCUACCCCCUUCAUCCCGUUACUAGACACCUCGAACGGUCAUGGUGGAUGUUCUUCGUCGUCAUCUACGUGCUGAGUUUUGCGCUAUCCCUGGUGACCUAUUUCGUGUAUGGGUUUUGGCCUGUCGGCGGAAUCUGUUACUAUGGGGCAAAUUCGGGUCUCUAUGGGGAGCUCAUGCAAUUCAUACCCCGGGCCUUGGUGUUCAUCGCCAUCUUCUUCUUCUACGCCCGAUUAUACGUCUUUCUCAAGCGACCGGACAAGAUCAGGGCGUCCUUCUCUCCGAGUCCCGGUGGAACCGCUGGGGGAGGUGGGACUUGGCAGACGGACAGCUCGGGGUCGAUGCAAUCGAUAGAUGGGGGUGGGGACGAAGCUGGGACGAGAGACGGCGAGACAGACGGAACCAGAGGAAGGUUGAGGAGGCUGCGAAGGAGGAGCCGGGCGAGUUCUAGGGAAAGGAUUAGGGAGGGGUUUCGGUCGUUCUCUUUCAAGCCGAAGGUCUUGCAACGUAACGAUGAGAAGCGGACGAGGGAUGCCGAAAGUACCGGGAUCAAGUUGGGUAAUCUGCAAGCCGACGAGAGGGCCGUACAAGGCAAAGAUUUCGGACAAGAGAAACGACCGAUGGAGCAGAUUGGCAACACGGGAGGCGUCACAUCAGCAAACGUGAGGAAUGUCGGGGAAAUACCGCCUUGGGAACGACUCGAGUUGCCACCUUUCGAGGUGGAUGGGCAGAGAUAUGGGGGCUCUGGAUCGAGCGUUCUUGCGCCCGCCGCUCCUUCCGGCUUUUGGGGAGACUUCAAGAUGGGUAGGAAACGGGCGACUUCCAGCGCACAUUCGAAUCGAACGGAUGGGACCAUCAACCCGCAGAGAAUCAGCCGGGAGGUGAACAACAAUACAGGCAUACGGAGCAGGGAAUCGUCGGUGGGCACAGUCAUUCCUCCAAGAGGAUCUUCGGGAACGCCGUUCUUGCCUCCAGUCGUCUUUGAGGAGUCAUUGCCGACAACCCAGAUCACCGAACCCUCUCCCAUCUCCCCCGAAUGCGCGACGUUCACUGCAGAAAACUUGCGCUCGAGUAGCGUUUUUGAUAAACCUCGCCGACAUCCUGGCGAUCUCAAAAUGCCCUAUAUCACGCAGGAGGUUGAUCCCAAGGACUCCUCCGAAGAGUAUCGAGUACCGCUCGCGCCAUCAAUACCUCCCAGCGAGACCACCUUGACACCUUCCACUUCGUCCUCUAUGCAAGUGCUGCUACCGGCAAUGAGAAGAGGGUCAGCCGAUCCUUUUUGUCAAAAUGGCAUCAGGAAGGAUUCGUGCAACGCUUCCUCGGACAACGGUUCUCGCCGUGGUUCUGGACCGGUCAGUUUCGUGUUGCCGACAUAUCCUCGCAAAGAGUCUGUCAUGAGCAAUGUCGAAGGUCCAGAAUCGAUGCACACAACGCGAGAAUCUGUAUCUGCAAGCGAGACGGUCAGAGACAGCAGUGCAAGGGGCGGUUCGAGUGAAGAAGAACAGGAGGAGGAAGAGGAAGAGGAGGAUGACGGCGAGAUGGACUUUGGGCAGUUCUUGCGGCAAGAGGGUGGGGAUGACGAUGAACGUGGAAGGGAUCGACGGCAGGCUAGCGAAGAUAGCAUGUUGCAGCAGGAAUCAACAGCGAGCUAUCUCAACCGAAAAACCGCCAUGUUGAUGCUGUACUUUCCCCUUGCCUACUGCUUGCUAUUCUCAGUCUCGCUCGUGCGGUUGAUUUACGACUUUGCGAGUAAGGAUGAACCAGUAGCGCUGAGGGCGGUAUCUCGAUGGUUCAUCUUUGCGCAGGGUGCGGUAGACGCUUUCAUCUACGGUUUCGUAGAGUGGAAUACAAAACGGAUAGUUCGAAGAAAAGUGCGGAAGGGUCUGAUGACGCCCACAAAUCAAAGUCGGCACAGCUGGCGCCCAGGUGUUACGGCCGAGGAAAUGCUUUCGGGCAAGAAACAGAGCAACGGGAAUGCAAACGCCAACGCCAACGCGAACAUGAACGAAUCAAAUACUAACCCGGGCACGACAUCCCGGUUUUCCAAUAUGUCGACGUUCCGGAGUCAGCGGAAUGGAUCGAGCGUGGUCUGAAUAUAGAGGGAGAUUUCGCCCGCCAUUGUAGCCAAUUAUCAGUUGUACGAACACGCAUGACCGGCCGACGCAUUACAUCAUCUACUAUAAUCCA